This is a messenger RNA of Maylandia zebra (zebra mbuna), 1964 nucleotides long. Its product is annotated as lysosomal-associated transmembrane protein 4B. The record is from RefSeq and is a predicted model, not a curated record. Gene Ontology annotation, cellular component: lysosomal membrane. Lineage: Eukaryota; Metazoa; Chordata; Actinopteri; Cichliformes; Cichlidae.
UGGUCCGCUAAGCUGCUCACCGUGAUAAGUACCGGACGGGUCAGGGGCAGUCAGAGCCUGUUCGUCAACUCUUGCUCGGUGAAGACGUCGAUAGGACAGCGGGGACUCUUCCUUCACAUACACCGACACCGUUUGUAAAUGCCUGCAGACACACAAAAGAUGAUGAUGACGGCCUCUCCGUGGGACCGCUGGUACUCCACGCGCUGCUGCCUGUGUUGCCAUGUCCGCACGGGAACCAUCAUCCUGGGGGUCUGGUACAUGCUCAUCAAUGCUGUGGUGUUACUCAUCCUGCUCACUGCCCUCAACGAUCCUGAGCAGUACCACUUGACCAGUGCAGAGUUGGCUAAUGACCUGGAUGUCAUGGAUGAUGCCAACAUGUGCAUCGCCUCAGCGAUCUCUCUGCUGAUGAUACUUAUCUGUGGGAUGGCAACAUAUGGUGCCUACAAGUUACGUCCCGCCUGGAUCAUCCCUUUUUUCUGCUACCAAAUAUUUGACUUUGCGCUUAACACCUUGGUGGCUGUUAGCAUCGUAGUUUACCCAAACACCAUUCAGGAUUACCUGCAGCAACUGCCUGAGAACUUUCCCUACAAAGAGGAAGUUGCUGCUCUCAGUAACGUGUGCUUGGUCGUCAUCGUGCUGCUCUUCAUCGGCUGUAUUCUCGGCUUUAAGGCAUACCUGAUAGCAUGCGUGUGGAACUGCUACAGAUAUGUGAGCGGACGGGGCAGUUCUGAAAUCCUGCUGUACAUCACGACCAAUGACACCACCGUGCUGUUACCUCCUUAUGAUGACAGUGUCAGUGUCCCUCCCAAGCAGGCUCCUCCACCUUACACCACUGUUACAGCAUGAAAACAUUCCCGGGAUCCUGCCGACUGCUGUUGAUAAAAGCACAGCAGAAUUGAUGCACCACACUGCCUCUCCACUGUACAGUAUAUUUCUGGAUAUAUUGUAGCUACACACACAUUACCGUUCUCUUAAUGCAUUCACACGCAUAUGUACAAAAACACCUUGGACAGAUAUACAGACGCACACCACCGUGACCUCUCAUCCCUUCCUGUUAUUUACUUAUUCUUAUGUAUUUCUCUCCUGUAGCUCUCUGUGUAUCUCUGUGUCUUAGUAUUCAUCCAGAAACGAUGUGCACUUUUAUGCAUUUGAAGCGAAACAAGACAAAAGCACUAGAAAGUUCGAUAGAUGAUAUAUAUUUUUAUUAAUUCUAUUUAUGCUCUCUGUGUCUGUAAUCGUAUUCUGUGGGUCCUACCUUUUCACAAACAUAUUUAACUUGUGCAGAAAUGCAAAAAACCCAACGUAUGGCUCACAUUAACGAGUGAGGAGCCGUUGCGUGUUUCCUGUUUGUCUCGUCUGAGCUCGUGAUCAGGGUUGGAUUGCCUUCAUUCAUAGCUUUCUCUCUCAUGGGGUGCACUUCAUGGAGCCACGUGUGAAGUGUCACCUUGACGGGAAGUUUCCCAAAGAAAUGCACCUGCCUGUGUUCUGACAUGAUCAAGGAGCAACCUAGUGUAUAUCAAACAUAUCAGCGUAUUCUACCACAGACAUAAUCACGGUCUCGUGUUCUAGAAAUCAGGAGUGUUGAUUUGCGUUGACUGAUAUUCAUAACUUUCUAAUGUAAUUGUGUCUUUCUACUGAUUGAUGACAAAUGUCUUGGAUUGCUGUUUAUCUAGAAGCACUGAUCUGGAAUCAGCUUGCUCUUUGAAGUCACUAUAAGUUGGUUGCUGGACAGAGGACUCGGAGCCCAAUAAAUAUGGACUGUGGUUGUGUUUUUUCAGUUAAGCCUAAUGGGAGCUUUCUUGUCUGUGUAAACAUUACACAAGUCUGUUCCACCAGAUGGAGUUACUGGCAAACCACUCGUCCCUGGACACAAAAUGUCCUGCAAGGACUCAAAUGUCAAACCUUCUGUAUGGAAAACAAAGAUGUGACAUAUAUUUAUCUAUUAAAAUCCAAUUUCACUGAUA